This is a messenger RNA of Anopheles nili, 1131 nucleotides long. Its product is annotated as dehydrogenase/reductase SDR family protein 7-like. The transcript is spliced from 4 exons. Gene Ontology annotation, molecular function: oxidoreductase activity. Lineage: Eukaryota; Metazoa; Arthropoda; Insecta; Diptera; Culicidae. Gene Ontology annotation, cellular component: membrane. The record is from RefSeq and is a predicted model, not a curated record. Bases 68 to 1018 code for a protein of 316 amino acids.
AAUCGUGUACGUAGCAAUCACAAACCAAUUUAUCAGCCAUCUGGAUCGGAACCCAGCUGUCGAUACGAUGAAGAGCAUCGCCGAACGUUCGACGGGAUCGUUUUAUUGGUGGAUACUGGCCACUUUGUUCCUCCCUAUAGCGAUUCCUGGAUUGGUGUUUAAACUGCUAUCAACGAUGAAGGAAAGCCGAUACCUGCGUGGUUUGAAUGGCAAGGUCGUUCUCAUCACGGGGGCAAGCUCUGGGCUGGGAGAAGCGCUGGCUCACAGCUUUUUCCUAGCCGGCUGCAAAGUCGUGCUUGCUGCCCGGCGCAAGGAAGAACUUGAUCGCGUUCGCAAGGAUCUGCUGCAGCUACACACGACAGUACCAACUCAUCCGCCGAUCAUACUCCCGCUUGACCUGUCUGAUCUCAACAGUAUUACCGAGAAGGUGCAGAGUGUGCUGGAAAUUCACGGUGGGAUCGAUAUUCUAGUCAACAAUGGCGGUGUCAGCGUACGAGGGGAUGCCCUUUCGACGGCAAUCGAUGUCGAUAUCCGCAUAAUGCUGGUCAAUUACUUCGGUACCGUGGCCAUGACCAAGGCUUGCCUUCCGUCCAUGAUUGCGCGCAAGGAGGGUCGCAUCGUGGUCGUGUCCAGCGUACAGGGAAAGUUUGCCAUUCCACACCGGUCGGCGUACAGCGCGUCCAAGCAUGCAUUGCAAGCCUUCUGUGACAGCUUGCGUGCCGAGGUGGCCAAAGAUAACGUCAAGGUGACGCUCGUUGCUCCCGGAUACAUUAACACGUCCAUGUCUGUAAAUGCACUGACCGGCUCGGGUGCAACCUAUGGCAAAAUGGAUGCGGCCACGGCAGGUGGUGCUUCCGCCGACGACACAGCCAGGAGCAUUUUAAAAGCGAUCGCACGUGACGAGAAGGACUUGAUGCUUGCACCAUUCGCUCCUAGGGCCGCGUACUGGUUGCGACACCUCAUGCCACCCGUUUAUUACUGGAUAAUGCAAAAGCGUGCCGAAAAAUUGGAUACAUGAACUUCGCCGCAGGAAACUGGUUCCAUUUUCUAGCAUGUAGGUUGUAACCAUGUGUUUGAUAGCUAUAGCCCAAUUCUAAGGCAUGGGAUUUCAGAAUAGUUCAAUAACAAAGU